This is a messenger RNA of Aspergillus heteromorphus CBS 117.55, 558 nucleotides long. RefSeq names its product Ish1 domain-containing protein. The record is from RefSeq and is a predicted model, not a curated record. Lineage: Eukaryota; Fungi; Ascomycota; Eurotiomycetes; Eurotiales; Aspergillaceae. The coding region runs from base 1 to 273 and encodes 90 amino acids. The transcript has 5 exons.
AUGCCGACCGCUUUAGAUCGCGCUUUAAACUCCAAGAAUCUUUUCCUGGGGUUUGCCGGAAUGGUCACGGCUGCAGCCGCUUGGGCCAUCUGGGGUAACGACAUGUUUCCCGCAGAAGCCGACCCAACCGGAGAUCCGGAGAACUGGACUGCAGAUGAAAUGCAGAGAUGGCUUCGUGCUAGGGGUCUUUUGCCCAGCGCAAGAGCAUCACGCGAGGAGUUGCUCGAGCGCAUCAAAGCAAACCUGCGCGUGCCACGAAGGGGCGCGGCAUAAGCAGUACAAUGGUGGUGGUGCAAGGUAGCAAUUGGUCGGUUUCGGUUUUUUCUCGUCCACUUGGCGUAACACGGAGUGUCUUGAUGAGGGUUUCUUUCAUUGUCCUUUUUCUUUUACCCCAGAAUUUGUGCGGUCGCAUCGUUGAGUAAUAGCGCAUCAUAUCGUGGUUAUGCCAUCAUACCCCACCAGUGGAAUCGUUAUAAGCAGGAAAUUGGCGCCGGAAGAAACAGUGUUUUUUUUGUGUAGACUCGGCAAUCAUAGCUCAAACCACCAGUCGGAAAUUCU